AUGAAUUACUGUCACAAAACACAGUCAAGCCAGAGACUGAAGACAACGUCUAGAAAUGGCUCAAGAGGACCAGAGCGAGACGUCACAACAGACGUCGGCCAGCGAUGACGAGAAGGGGCCGGAGAGUCAGGCUUCUCCCUCCGUCAUUGAGAUUAAUGACUCUAUGACUGAGUGUGAGGAUGAAGCAAGGCCCAGUCUAGUGCAGAUGGAGGAGAAGGCGUUCAUAUCAGGCCUGCACUCUUUUAUGAAGGACAGAGCUACACCCAUAGAAAGGAUCCCACAUCUGGGCUUCAAGCAGAUUAAUCUCUGGAGGAUCUACAAAGCUGUGGAGAAACUUGGGGGCUAUGAUUCGGUGACGGCUCGACGUCUUUGGAAGAAAGUGUAUGAUGAGCUGGGAGGAAGUCCAGGUAGCACCAGUGCCGCUACUUGCACCCGCAGGCACUAUGAGAAGCUGGUGCUGCCCUUUGAAAGACACAUAAAAGGAGAGGAGGACAAACCGCUGCCUCCGAGCAAACCAAGGAAGCCUUACAAGAGAAAUCUGGAUGGCAAAGUCCAUAAGGUUGAGAGGAAGAGGAAAAGGACUCAGUCGGACAGAGAGAUGGACUCUGAGAUGCUCACCCAGAGAAGUCCAGAGGCUGCCUGCCAAAGUGAAGCAGUGAUGCAUCCUCACCACGCUCUCUGGGCUGCCAACUCUGACAGAUGCCAUCCGGACUGCUCUCAGCCAACCAGAGCUGCCACCAAUCUUUGCGCUUCGGUCUAUGCCCGCCUUGUCCAGGUCCCCACAUCCAGCCCCUGGACUGCUCAUAUGCCAUCUGCUGCUGGUGAGGUCAUCUCACCUCUGGAGAAGAAAAAGCGAAUGGCUCAGGCUAGCCUUAAACUGCCCCUGAGCCCUCAGAGCGAGGAUAAAGAGAGGCCCUCCGUUAUUCAGUGCUCCCAGUCUCCGGCCCGGGCUUCUUCCAGCCAGAACUGCAACUCGUCUGACGGCUCCCCUGUCCCGCUGUCCUCAUCCUCAUCCCGCAGCCCUUCGCCAUUGUCUGUUUCAUCUGAAGACGAUGCAACAGGGAAUGAAGAUAAACCCACAUCAGGCUCUGAGCUACCCCGCAACUGUUCCAGCUCUGAGAAAAAUACAACCAGCAGUAGUGAGGAAAGCAAGUCAGUGAGCUGUAGUCAGGUAUCCAAAGACCCUGCAGGACGGAAGAAAGACGUUUCUCACAUCAGCUCCCACUCCCACCCUGUAGACCCCAUCAAAGUCCAGAUUAAAGACUCUUCUGGGAAGCCAAUCCACAUAAUGAGUAGCAGAUAUUUCCCCUAUCAAUACUCAUCCUCUUCUAUCAAUGUGAAAUCCAGCUGGGCUCCGACAUCUACAUCUAGUUUCACCAAAGUUAUUCCAAAGUCUGUUCAGCUUCCACGGCCUGCUCCCAUUCGACCUGGUUAUAAAAGCCCCCAGGGCAGGUUCUUGCAGCAGGACGACUCUCUGGCUUGUCCAAAGAAGCCGAACAACGUGGCUCCGUGGCCCUACGCGGCAGAGAAGAGGGAGAAAUCCAGGACAAUACUUCAAAAAGGUACUCCCACUCAGCAGGGCCUCCCCCAUUCCCCCGCCAGCCUGCCGGCGUCGUGCGUCUUGUCAAGUUAUGACAAAUCAGGGAGAGACUCUCGGCAACAACCUCUAUUACACCCUGCGUUUCUUUCUGGCAGAAUGAGACUACCCCAUUCUCAGCUGAUGUACCAUCAUGUCCCAGUGAGCCCGGCUCACUCUGCUCUCAUUGGGUCCGCUGUUUACCCGUAUCCCUACACCUUUCCUCUGUUAAAUCCCCAAACUGGAUACACCCUACCUGCCAUGAGUCCCAUUUAUCCUCACAAGCUGUGAUUCUUUGUUUUUCAACUUAAGACUUAAAUAAUGAUGGAGAAUGAAGGCAGCCAAGGUCCAUUUUUCACAUGGUGGCCAUUUUCUUCUGACAUCAGGCUCAGUUACUCUGGCAAACAGUAAUGUUGGCUAGAAAGUGGUUGAACGCUAACAUUAGCUGUUGCUGUCUAAUGGAAGCUAAUGGGCUAUCAAAUGUUUGUCUUUUGGUUGCUGAUAAAUUGGGAGGCCCUAAAAGAUAACAGUUUAUCAGAUUAUUUUCAUUUAUACGACUUGCAACCCAGAACCAGCAACCAGCAGUGUAACAUUGGCCGUCCUGUCCGAGAUGUCAGAGGAAAAUGGCCGCCGUGCAAAUAUGAUUGGACCAACUUUUCAUUGCUCGGUGUAAUUUUGAUGAAGGCUUACUUGUGUUUGCGUAAACAUUAGCAUUAGUAUGCAACACACACACAGUAUAUGACUUUCUGAGACCAAAACCAAAAUACACUGAAAGGAAAUGAAGUCACAGCAGUGAUGCUGAAGACACUGAUAAGAUCAAAGGGGAACAGCUUGAAUCCAAAUGCAUCAAACAUGUGCAUUAUUAAAGCCAAUGUACUACUCCAGUGCCUGCUAAUCACCUGUAACAUGUCCAUUUUAAAGUUACACGAUGAAAAUGUUGCGUGUUACCCAAGAUAAUAAAGGUUAUUGUAAUUUCACUCGAAUCACUUGUAUAUGCACAGGAAAACAAAACAAAUGUGAAGACAGAUCUUUAUGAUUGUGACAAAAUCACAUAGAUUGAUCAAACAGACGCCGUUAAGUUGAAUUCAAAACUACAGUUCUUGCACAUUUGUGAAUGAGUAUGAGUAUUGCAUGUUCCAUGUAUUAGUGUUAUAAUAUUUUGAUUUCAUAUGCAGGUCUCACUGUCAUGCAAAUGUAUUUAAACAAAAAGUAAGUAAAUGAUCAUAAAUAAACAUAAAACAUAACUAAACCUUUGA
This is a messenger RNA of Acanthopagrus latus (yellowfin seabream), 2832 nucleotides long. RefSeq names its product AT rich interactive domain 5A (MRF1-like) (gene arid5a). Gene Ontology annotation, cellular component: nucleus. The record is from RefSeq and is a predicted model, not a curated record. NCBI's taxonomy places the organism in Eukaryota, Metazoa, Chordata, Actinopteri, Spariformes, Sparidae. Gene Ontology annotation, molecular function: transcription cis-regulatory region binding. The coding region runs from base 56 to 1867 and encodes 603 amino acids. Gene Ontology annotation, biological process: regulation of transcription by RNA polymerase II. The transcript is spliced from 7 exons.